Messenger RNA from Vidua macroura (Pin-tailed whydah), 793 nucleotides. It is a transcript of the gene TMEM234, whose product is annotated as transmembrane protein 234. NCBI's taxonomy places the organism in Eukaryota, Metazoa, Chordata, Aves, Passeriformes, Viduidae. Bases 12 to 452 code for a protein of 146 amino acids. The transcript is spliced from 5 exons. The record is from RefSeq and is a predicted model, not a curated record.
CAGGAAGUGCCAUGGCGACCGUGGGGCAGGCGCUGGCGCUGGCGCUGGUGGCCACGCUGUGGGGCACCACGGGCCCGUUCCUGCGGGCGGCGGCGGCGGCGGGCACGGAGGAGCCGCGGGGCACGGAGGAGCCGCGGGGCACGGAGGAGCCGCGGGGCACGGAGGAGCCGCGGGGCCGGGGCCUGCGGCGGCUGCUGGCCGAGCUGCGCUUCCUCAGCCUCAACUGCAGGUACCUGGUGCCCUUCCUGCUCAACCAGGCUGGAUCCCUCCUCUUCUACCUCACCUUGGCCUCCGCAGAGCUGUCCCUGGCAGUGCCACUCUGCAACUCCCUGGCUUUGAUUGUGACCCUGGUGACUGGGAAAAUCCUGGGAGAGGACAUUGGUGGCAAACGAGCCAUGGCAGGAAUGCUGCUCACCAUGCUGGGCGUGUCCCUGUGCCUGGCUGCGGCCUGAGGGAGCAGCAGGAACUGAGCCAGGGCAGCAGGAGCUGAUCCAGGGCAGCAGGAGCUGCUCCAGGGCAGCAGGAGCUGAUCCAGGGCAGCAGGAGCUGAUCUAGAGCAGCAGGAGCUGAUCCAGGGCAGCAGGAGCUGAUCCAGGGCAGCAGGAGCUGAUCCAGAGCAGCAGGAGCUGAUCCAGGGCAGCAGGAGCUGAUCCAGGGCAGCAGGAGCUGAUCCAGGGCAGCAGGAGCUGAUCCAGGGCAGCAGGAGCUGCUCCAGGGCAGCAGGAGCUGAUCCAGGGCAGCAGGAGCUGAUCCAGAGAAGCAGGAGCUGAUCCAGGGAAGCAGAAGAAGUUGA